Molecule: messenger RNA, 1375 nt
Organism: Neltuma alba
Lineage: Eukaryota; Viridiplantae; Streptophyta; Magnoliopsida; Fabales; Fabaceae
Product: protein SRG1-like
Exons: 4
Coding region: 62-1180 (372 amino acids)
Source: RefSeq, a predicted model, not a curated record
UCCGUGUAAUAUAAAGGCUAACAUCUAGUAUUGAUAGAAAGAAGGGUCAAGGGUUGGUGAGAUGUCAGGGAAGGCCAUGGAAGAAGCAGCGAAGCCAAAAUGGAAUUCUCUGAUUGUUCCGUCAGUUCAAGAGUUAGCAAAGAAGGAGAUCACUGAGAUUCCAGACAGAUAUAUUCGUCCUGAUCAACAACAAGAAAUUAUUGUUUCAGAGUCAGAUGAUUUGCCAGAAAUCCCAGUGAUUGAUAUGCAGAGAUUGAUCACUGAGGAAUCAGCCAGCUCUGAAGAAUUGGCUAAGCUUCACCUUGCUUGCAAAAACUGGGGAUUCUUCCAGUUGGUGAAUCAUGGAGUGGGGUCGCGGUUGGUGGAGAAGAUGAAGGAGGAGACACAUGAAUUCUUCAAUCUGGGAAUGUCAGAGAAGAACAAGUUUUGGCAGAGAGAAGAUGAUGUGGAGGGAUUUGGACAAGCCUUUGUUGUGAGUGAAGAUCAAAAGCUUGAUUGGGGUGACCUUUUCUUCAUCAAUACACUUCCAGUCCAUUUGAGGAAGCCUCACCUAUUCCCUCAACUCCCUCUUCCUUUCAGAGAAACUCUAGAACUAUACUCAGCUGAGAUGAAAAAUCUAGCAGUGGCUAUUAUGGAACAAAUGGAAAAAGCCCUGAAGAUGGAAAGCAUGGAAAUGAGAGAGUUAUUUAAAGAAGGAAUGCAAUCAAUGAGGAUGAACUAUUAUCCACCAUGUCCUCAGCCUCACAAAGUCAUUGGUCUCACACCCCAUUCUGAUGCUGUAGGUCUCACCAUUCUUCUGCAGCUCAAUGAAGUAGAAGGCCUUCAGAUUAGAAAAGAUGGCAUGUGGGUACCUGUUAGGCCUCUCCCUAAUGCAUUCGUUCUCAACAUUGGAGACAUACUAGAGAUCAUAACCAAUGGGACAUACCGAAGUAUUGAGCACCGAGCAAUGGUAAACUCUGAGAGAGAGAGACUUUCCAUUGCUACAUUUUAUAGUCCAAGAUAUGAUGCAGAGAUAGGUCCUUCACCAAGCUUGGUCACUGACCAUACUCCACCAAAGUUCAAAAGAAUAGGAGUAGAUGAAUACUUCAGAGGCCUAUUUAGUCGUGAACUCCAGGGAAAAUCCUAUCUAGAGGCCAUGAGGAUCCAACAAUGCAAUGGAAAUGAAGAAAAAACCGAGUGAAUAUAUUAUCAACGGACUUCUCACAGUUUCUCCAUUUGUGAUUUUAAAUUAAUCUUCCGUCAGGCUUGACGCCUAGGCUUCUAAAAACAAAAGAAUAGGCUUUGCCUAUGAAUAUUCAGAUGUGUUAUAGUUGCAGAUGAACAGAUAUCAAUGACAAUUUCUGCCCAUAAAAUUGAGCUGAUAUGUUCCAUCUUC